AAUUAAUAGGCAAGCUACUUUUAGUAAUCAAAAGUAGUGUACUUUUUUUUCUGUAAAGAAACAAAAUUAUCAGUUGAAGACAAUGAAGAAGUGAUGAAAGUUUUAAUAAGUGCGACACAUAUCCCGUCGUAUUCUUGAAUCAGUUGAUAAAUAAUGAUUUUUAAUAAACAACCUGCAUAGACUAAUUGUGAUUAGAUUGAGGGACGGCGAUUUUCAGUAAUAUCUUUUGAUUCGCAUAAAUUUAUAUCGAAUACGUCACUUAAUAUCGAUUUGAAUCUCAAAUCAAUUCAUUGGAUUGACAUUAUUUAAACUACGAUGCUGUCAAAAUGCUACCAGAUGUGCUUAGCUUACAACAUUGGCUAUUCCAAAUUAAGUAUCAUAUUUCAUUUCUUAUUAUUUUCAUGCAUUAUAUUUUCAAAUUUCGACCCAAUUUUGUGCAUAAAUAGAUACAAUAAAGUUCCGAAUGAUUGCAAUGAAAUGCCUGAAUACUCGUCUGUAAUUCGACGUCCAGGUGAUGGUGGCUUAGAAAUUCGUAUUCAGCUUUUGCCACCAGAUGCAAAACGUCGACGUGGUAGUGGUAAUAAUGGUCAAGUAAUUCUACAUUCAUCUGGUUUAAGUUCACCAAGUUACAAACCAGUAGUUCAUUACCUAAAUGGUAGGGAUUAUCUCAUUACAGUUGGGCCUAAAUUGCACUCGGAUACAGUUAAAAAUGGAUUACGACUGGAAUCUGUAUACUUGACUGCUGUACCAUUAGGUUCGCCAGAAAGUGAGGAAUUUAAUCAGAGUAAAGGAAGAUUUAUGCCAACAGUUUGUUCAAAUCAUGCCAUCGGAGCAAUUCGUUUUGCAUAUAAUUUUCCUAACCACGUGAGCUUUGUAUGGACAAGUCCAGCUAAUUCAGAAUCAACAAUACUGAAAUAUACACCGAAUGCACAAAGUUUUAAUUCAUGUCUUGAGAUAAGAGCUACAAUCAUACCAUGGCAUUGGCACAGAUUUUAUUUCAAAAAUUCUGGAUCACUUCGUCAUGUAUUAUGCCCAGCAGAAGAUUUACGUCAAAUUGACGAAUGGUCGGAAUAUUUACACUCAAAUACAAAAUUAUUUAGAAAAGUGAAAAGUGAUAAUGUUAAAGCACGAUCUAUCACAAACAUUGGAAAAUUCGAUCAUGAUGAUAAUAAAAAUCAUCGUUACAGUGAUAGUGGUUAUUAUGGAACUGAAGAAUUGGAUUCAUGUUCUGUACAAGAAUUACCAAAACCUGUUCGUACUUGCUGUGCAUGUAAUACAGCUAUUUAUCGUCUAAUUAUACAAUCUGAAUGGCAACAACAACAACACUGGAGAGAUUGGCCUACUACACCAACUGGUGCCAGUGGAUCAACAACUGAAAAUCCACAUUGGAGUGAAAUUCUUGGUGCUUCACACAGCCCACAAUAUGACAUUUUUCAUGCUGGUGGCUAUGCAUCACCCGCUGUUGAUGCAUUAUGCACUACAAGUGAUGUAUCCAAAUUGGAAAGUGAAUUUCGUAAUCAAGCAGGUGAGAAUAUAUUAACUGUUAUACGUACAAGAGGAAUUGAUUCUAUGGCUCCACCUGAACAAAGAUUUCGCUCUGCCCUGUUUGCAGUCAACAGUUCUCAUCAUCUGUUAUCAUUUUUAUCACGUAUAGUUCCAAGUCCCGAUUGGUGUACAGGUUUAUCAAGAGUUGAUAUAUGUCUACAAAAUUGUUCAUGGCCCUUAAGAAUGCAAUUUCGUUUAGAACCAUGGGAUGCUGGCGUUAUGACUGGUAAUACAUAUAUUCCCAUUGAAAAUUCUGAAAGAUUAAGAGAACCAAAACCAAUGUGUCCAAUAACACCUGAUUUACGACCAAAUACUCCAUUUACUGUUUUGACUGAUUACGUAUCUCUACCGAAUUCGGAUUCAUUCAGUUUAACUAAUCUACAUACGAGUGGUUCAAAUACAUUUAGAAAUCCUAAUUUAGGUUUACCAAUGUCAGAUCAAAUGAAUCUAUUAAAUAUUCCAUCGACCAGUGGACGUAUGCGCAGACAAUUUGCACGACUUGGUACUGUUGAACUGGAGUUAUUACGCAUAAAUGAGCAUGAAUCUUGUGCUACCGAAGUUCUUCAAGAAGAUCAAGCUAUGUCAAAAGCAUCAAGUUUUCCCCGUCGUGAUUCUUAUGGAGGGUCUUUUGAUACGAGAAGUGGUACAACAGAGAGUGAUGCGAAAAGAACACCAACUGACUUAUUGGGGGCUCGAUGUCAUUUAAGUGAAUGGUCCCCAUGGAGUCCAUGCACUCAGGUCGAUUUAGAUACUUGUUCCACUAAUGAGGCUAAAUCAUUCUGGACCAAUACACCACCUCGCAUGUGGCGAACGAGACAUAGUAUAACCCAAUCAAAAAAUGAAGACUGUUUAGCUGCCAAAUUAAAGGAAGAAAAAGCUUGUGAAACGCCUACAGCUAAACAAACCUGUGGACCAAUUCCAAUUAGUACACCUCAUACAAGAAUGAAUUUUAUGGAUACCUGCAACAAAUUACCUUGGGGUCCAUGGACUACAUGUAUUAACGCAACAUGUACGCGUCCAGGAAUGAUUUAUCGUUGGAGGCGGUUUCCUGAUCAAGCAUCUAAAGUAACAUGUGCAAGGCAUCCACUAGCAAACCAAGUUGAUACUUGUUGGCCACCAUCUAAUUUCCAAUGUUCUUUGACGGAAUUACAAACAGCAUGUCUUGAAGAACCACCUACUCCACAAAGAUUAUGUGUUAGACCAAUGAACACGACUAAACGGAUUUCGUGUGUGAGAUAAUAUGAAAUAUCGAUUGAUAAUAAAUCCGAAUUUCUCCCUACUGCUGGUUACGUGAUCUCAUAAUUUAUGGAAUUUCCGAAGAUGCAUUAUGAUUAUAAGUAAAAGAUGGCAAAAAAAAAGAAAUUUGGGAAAAACACGAUAAUCGUCCCAACAAAGCCUUAAUAUCAUUGUGGUGGGAUACUACUACUCUUCAGCGACGAAGCAAUGCAAAGAAUUUGAAUAUGUUCCUGAAUGUCAUCUUCAUGCACUUAUUGCAAAUCAUCCAAUUAGUUUAACCAGGAAUGUAUUUAAAGAUCGAAACACUUGUGAACAACUGUGUACAAACAAACAAAUUCAAGCAGAUGCUGUUUGGAAUCCGAUUGUUAAAAGAGAAACAGAGAAAUUACAGCACAAAUGUGAACAGUCAUUAAUGAAAGGAUCAUUGUGUCAGUCGAAUAAAAUAUCUUAUAGCUGGUAUUAUGAUAAACAAUUUAAUAGAUGUAUAUCUUUUGAAUAUCUCGGUUGCUAUGGAAAUGAGAACAAUUUUAGAACAGAAAAGGAAUGUAUCACUCAAUGUGUCUACCGCGAUAACACUACAAAUGAUUUAGAUCAAUUAAAUUUGACAAACAUUAAUAAUAAAACAUCACUUUUAAAUAAUACUUAUGAUAAGUGGAUUCAAAUGCCUCAAGAAUGUCGGUAUACGCAAUGGACAGAUUGGUCGAGUUGCAGUACUACCUGUGGACAAGGAAUUCAGACCCGUGUACGUGAACGAAUUUCAUCAAAAUCAGACAACUGUCAGAAAAUUUUACCGGAACUUAAACAACAAAUGAACUGCUUACUUAAGGCUUGUUAACUAAUAAUCACAAACUGGUCAUUUCUAAGUUUUUCCAUUUUCCUUAUACAUAUGUUAAAAUAUUUCUCAGUUAUUCAUUACUACUGACCGAGAUAUACUACUCAAGUAAAAACAAAUUAUAAAUGAAUACUUUUCAAUGAUGAUAUUUACAUGGAGUUCAUAGUUUCGUUUUAGUACAUAUACUGUGUUUAUUUUUUUCUUUUCCAAAUAACUUGUCACUUGUUGACGGUUGUUUACUAUUUUAAAGUAUAGAAGAUUAUCGAUGUUAAAUGUUUGCAUUCCGUUGUUAAUUAUCUAGCAUUUUACUCCAACUUUUUCUUUUUUCUCAUCAUUAAACAAUUCGUUUUGUUCUUGUUAUUAUUGCUUGUAUGGCUGCAAUAAUUAGUUUUGUUAUCAUUGUAAACUAUGAAGUGAAUGAAUCCUUUAAAAAAGAAAUGCAACUUUCAACGAAUAUUUAAUAGAUAUUUUUCUUGUA
Messenger RNA from Schistosoma bovis, 4091 nucleotides. The record is from the annotation of a GenBank genome assembly. NCBI's taxonomy places the organism in Eukaryota, Metazoa, Platyhelminthes, Trematoda, Strigeidida, Schistosomatidae.